CGCACGGAGCCGCUUUCCCUAGGCACUUGAUAUUGACAACUUCCCCCACAGAAAUCAUGCCUACUCGACUUUCAAGACUCUUUUCGUCCGCCGAUAAGGAGAAAGCGGAGCUUGUGGAAGCAGAACGCAAUCCAUCGUCCUCACCAUCUACAGGAGAUGCUCCCCCAAGCUACCAAGGGCAGGACCACUACGACCGCGAAGACAGCAUACCGCCACCAGACAUUACCGCCGGCUUCAGCAAUCUGAGCGUCUCGCCCAGUGGCGAUGGCUUUCCCACCAAGACGGAGUGCAUUGCCCAUCUGAAAGUUCUGGAGUGCUUCUAUCGCUUGAAGCAGUCAAUCGCUGCCCAUGAUGGUCUAUUUGGCAUCGACAACGCACUCGUGACUGGCGCUCCGGUCCCACAGAACGACAAGACUCCUGAACUUCUGGCCAAGCUCGGCGAGAAACGAUGGGCCAUCUACGUUCAGCAAGCUGUGGAUCGCUUUGAGGCGUGGUGGAAAGCCAUACGACCACAUAGCCGCAUGGCAGAUCGAUCGCAGCUUGUAUUCGAGGCAAAACAGGGGACCCUUUGCGACCCUGGCGAUGAUAACAAAGGUCCUCUCUUUGACGACUCUACUCUCCCGCCAGCAGAUGUACUCAUGGUGUGGCAUGCAUACAUGCUGAAUCCGCGAUGCUACCUUGAGGAUUGCAUACGACAGGGCAAGCUGGACGUCUGGCGUGCGUCGUUUCCAUGGGAGAUUGUGGCACAAUCUAUCAACUCCGAGACCUUCGUAUGCGAGGCCACACCAGCUGCCAAAACGCACUUCAGCAAACUCACCGGCUUGCAGUGGGAAGGUAUGACUGAUAUUAAGGCGAGACCAACUUUGUGCCCGGCUUGUUCGACUGUGAACCACGUGCCAUGGACCACGCAAAUCGUAAGCCUUGGAUACCCAAACACUCCAACGAGACUAGAAGCCAAGCUCGAUGAGAUUCUUUCCAGUGGGCAGGGCUUUUGCGACAAGGACCUGCGACACAGGUGUACUGGGUGCCCUACGUAUAUCACUCACGAUCGGCUCCGACUCACAAAGUUCGCCAACGACGUCGAGCGUGCCCAAGUAAACAACAUCCCGAUGAGUGGCACAAUCCUUGGGCUGCAAGGGAUUCCAUGGGAGGCUCACGGCCGGACUGAUUCAACGACUGAUGCUAUCAGCUCUUUUCCAAAUCAAAUGAUCAGGAUUACGACUCGUUCAGGCCAAUAUAGCCGAAAUGGACCAAAUCGACCCUUCAAUGCCUGGGAUAUCAGAUGCUUCGACACCUUUGGCGAGGUUCGUUGGCUGGUUGAAACCACGCUCAAGAACAAGAAACAUAUGCGCGCAGCACGAGGAAACCGAGCGCACAGGUUAGAGAGGACCGAACGCAUUGCAAUCCGCAAAAUGAUGAGCCGGUACUGGGACAACAGCUCGCCCUUUGCUCUAGAUUUGGUGGGAGCCGUGGUCAGACAGGGCAGCUUUAUUGAGAAAAUGCACAACAUUGACUGGCUACAUUCACCUGCUCUGCCCAGCACGAUGGAACGACUCGUAAGGAAGUAUGAGAAUUUCAUGACUAUCAUGGCACAGAAUCCCACUCGUAUGGCGGUGCCGACGUUGGACGUAGAUUUAGCCUGGCAUACACAUCAGCUUCGGCCAUCUUACUACAUGCAGUACACUGUCAAGCGUUGCAAGCAAUUUAUCGACCACGACGACAAGGUCGCAGAGACCAAGCUCAACGACUCGUUCGCCUGGACAAGCAAAGCCUACCAGAGGCUCACGGGCCAACCCUACUCGGAAUGUACGUGCUGGUACUGUGAAGCCGUCCGGGAAUCUCACACCAGUGCCGCCUCUCGCAUCUUCAACACGACAUCCGCGCAAGCUUCUUCCGCUGUUUUGCACGUCAGCGAACAAGACCCAGCCAAGAGUGUGCACAUCUCGUCACAUAAUGCUGUGCGACCCAUCGAUGUCAAGUACGAUCUCGAAUCGAAAAGGCACGCCCUGGAGCUCGACAAUCAUUAUCUGAAAGCCUGCGAGCGAGCGAAGAAAAAGGGCAGACCUGCACCGAAGAGAAAUGACUACUACUACAGUGAUGCGUACGGAUAUCCCGUGUACAUUCCCGCAUACAGUCCGUAUGGGGGCUUUGUCCCUUAUGCUCCCAUGUACUACCCCGUCACGCCGGGAUGUAUGGCUGUGAGUGAGGGCGCUGUGGGGAACUGCUGCAGUGGGACUUGCGGCGGAUCUGUUGCUGCUGGAUCCUGUGCUGGAGCUGGGUCGGGAGGCUGCGCGGGAGGCAGUGGUGGUGGCUAUUCAGGUUGCGGUGGCGGAGGGGGUGGAGGCGGCGGAGGAGGAGGAGGCUGUGGCGGUGGCGGAGGGGGAGGAGGUUGUUGAGGUAGAAAGAAAUUGCUAUCCUAUGUACAAGCCUUUUGUAACUUAUGUACUUUCUUGACUCCUUUGAUGAUACUUGAAGAACUCGU
Molecule: messenger RNA, 2482 nt
Organism: Sphaerulina musiva SO2202
Lineage: Eukaryota; Fungi; Ascomycota; Dothideomycetes; Mycosphaerellales; Mycosphaerellaceae
Exons: 1
Coding region: 57-2396 (779 amino acids)
Source: RefSeq, a predicted model, not a curated record